Molecule: messenger RNA, 1515 nt
Organism: Macrosteles quadrilineatus (aster leafhopper)
Lineage: Eukaryota; Metazoa; Arthropoda; Insecta; Hemiptera; Cicadellidae
Product: phosphate carrier protein, mitochondrial-like
Exons: 1
Coding region: 78-1151 (357 amino acids)
Biological process (GO): mitochondrial phosphate ion transmembrane transport
Cellular component (GO): mitochondrial inner membrane
Molecular function (GO): phosphate transmembrane transporter activity
Source: RefSeq, a predicted model, not a curated record
CUUUUCCUCGAAUCGAUGUUCUUCGAGUGACGUCCAUUCCGUUUGGUUUAGUUAAUUGCUAAUUAUUAUAUAGUAAUAUGUGGUCCUCAGUAAUCGAAAUGUCCAAGAACAGCCCAUUUAGAUCACCAUUCACGUAUGUACAGUGCGACUCUAAGGGAUAUGAUACAUCUCUCGUACCAGGAAGAACCAUAGCUGCUACCGCAGUGAAGGACGGAGAUAGCUGCGAAUUUGGGUCAUCAAAAUAUCUCGCACUCUGUGGAUUAGGAGGUAUUUUAUCUUGCGGUCUAACUCAUACAAUGGUUGUACCCUUAGAUCUAGUAAAAUGUAGACUUCAAGUAGAUCCAGUCAAGUACAAGUCUGUAGUAAAUGGCUUCAAGGUUACCGUAGCUGAAGAAGGAUUCAAAGCCCUAGCCAAAGGUUGGGCCCCAACAUUUUUUGGUUACUCAGCUCAAGGUUUGUGCAAAUUCGGCUUCUAUGAAUACUUCAAAAUUCUGUACUCUGACAUGAUGGGUGAAGAAAACGCUUUCUUGUACAGAACUGGCCUCUACCUUGCUGCAUCGGCUUCAGCCGAGUUCUUUGCUGACAUUGCAUUGAGUCCCAUGGAGGCUGUUAAGGUUAAAAUUCAAACUACCCCUGGUUUUGCCAACACACUACGAGAAGCGGUUCCAAAGAUGUACAAGGAAGAAGGUGUCAACGCAUUCUAUAAAAGUUUAGUACCCCUCUGGAUGAGGCAGAUCCCUUACACAAUGAUGAAAUUUGCCUGCUUUGAGCGCACUGUUGAACUGCUCUACAAACAUGUUGUCCCAAAACCUCGAGCUGAUUGCACUAAGGGUGAACAACUGGUAGUUACAUUUGCUGCUGGUUACAUUGCUGGAGUUUUCUGUGCGAUUGUCUCCCAUCCUGCUGACACUGUUGUGUCUAAGUUAAAUCAAGAAAAGGGUGCUUCUGCAUUACAAGUUGCCAAGAAGCUAGGCUUUGCUGCAAUGUGGAAGGGAUUAGCUCCGAGAAUCGUCAUGAUUGGUACCCUUACCGCUCUGCAAUGGUUCAUCUAUGAUUUUGUUAAAGUCGCCCUAGCAAUACCAAGACCACCUCCGCCAGAGAUGCCGGAAUCCUUGAAGAAGAAACUUGAGGCCGAAGGAAAGCUGGCGUAAGUCUUAAAUCAACAAUAUCAAGUUGCUUUUGAAAACAUUCCUGUAGCAAUAAGUGAAAGAUCUUCUAUCAUACCGGUACAGUUUUAGUUGACCAUUCUUCUUAGUCCUGUUCACUGUAACAGUUCAGUGAAGUAUUUGCCUGAUAUAAAGGUUGAUUAAACUUAAGCAUUUAUUUUUGAACACCGCAUUGUUAUGUAAAACUUAACAUUCCUGAAAUUGCAGUAUUUUUUUGGAUAUUAUUAAUUAAUGUUAACCAAUUCCUGAACAUCUAUGUUUUAUAUAUUUGUUUGUAUGUAAUGUAAAUUACUUUAUCAGAUCACCAAUCCAUUUAUUGUUGAAAUGAAAAUAUAGGCCUAGUUAAAAA